Molecule: messenger RNA, 1285 nt
Organism: Fonticula alba
Lineage: Eukaryota; Rotosphaerida; Fonticulaceae
Exons: 5
Coding region: 48-1103 (351 amino acids)
Biological process (GO): nucleoside phosphate metabolic process; ribose phosphate metabolic process
Molecular function (GO): ADP-ribose diphosphatase activity
Source: RefSeq, a predicted model, not a curated record
CCCCCGCCCGCUCGCUUCUCCCGCCCCUCCCUCCCAAACACUCCCUCAUGAGCGCGCUGGCUUGUCAGAUCGACAGCCGACCUCGCCCAUCCUCGUCCGCCACUCCGAGCAACUCCUCCGAGGAUGACUGUGGCUGUCCACGGGGCGAGCCCGGCCGACCGGCCGUCCCUCGACCCGAGACCGAUCCCCUGGAUGUGAUCAUGGAGUCCAUGGCCUCCUCGUGCAAGGACAUCGCCGAGCAUGUCAGCAUCGAAUGGCUGCACACCGGGACAUGGCUCAAGUCCGGCCUGGUGCACUGGCGCGUCCACGGCGAGCCCAACACCUGGGAAAUGAUCGCCCGGACGACUCGCAUCCGGCCCGAUGAUGUGGGCUUCGACAACGACGCUCCCGCCUGCCCGGCGCCCUCGGCCGCCAGCCCGUCCGUCGAUGCGGUGGACAUCCUCGCGCUGGUGAAGGACUCCACCGCCGAUACCACGGCCAAGUGCCCGGGGAUCGUGGUGGAGCUGAUUUACCGGCCCCCGACUGCUCGGUGGUGUCUGGAACUGCCCUCCGGCCUGGUGGAUCCCGGUGAGACGCUGCAGACGACAGCCCUGCGCGAGCUUGCCGAGGAAACCGGCUGGCAUGGCGAUCCGACCUCGGCUCGACUUCUGCCAGCCACCUUCCAGUACUCGAGUGGUGUGGCCGAUGAAACCGGACGCAUGGUCAUCUUGGAUGCCUACUCAGAUGAUCCUCGGAAUCAGGUUCUCCGGCCAAAUCUCGAACCCAACGAACUCAUCUUUUCCAUCACCUUCCCUCUGCAUGGACUACAGUCGCGCCUGGAGCGAUAUGCCCGAAUGUACGACUUCCACCUCGAUCCGCGGCUCUAUUCGCUGUCGGUGGGCCUCAGCCUGGCAGCAAUGUAUCCCCACUGCACCGGGCUACUGGGCGCCGGUGGCAGCUCCCCGGCCGUGGUGUGCCCUCUCGACGCCUCGACAGCGGCCGCCUCCAGCGAGGAGGAUGACAGCAUGGCUGCCCCUUGCCGGGUGUCCUGGCCACCGGCGCCCACCAGCCGGCAAUCCUCCUCCAGGUGUGCCACCGCUGAAUGUUCCUCCCCCUCAAGAUGAAGGGGCGCACACACACACACACCCUCCUCUCAGACCUUCCGCGCGCCCCUCCCCCUCCCUCCUGUGCCGUCUCUCAUCGCGCACGUUGGUGUGGCGCAUUCAAUGUACACAAAUCCAGAAAACAACGCUCGUCGGCAUGCUCCCCCCACCACACCCACAGGGCCAGACGCGCCCCCUCCUCC